Paralichthys olivaceus (Japanese flounder) is the source of this 2912-nucleotide messenger RNA. RefSeq names its product zona pellucida protein AX 1 (gene zpax1). NCBI's taxonomy places the organism in Eukaryota, Metazoa, Chordata, Actinopteri, Pleuronectiformes, Paralichthyidae. The record is from RefSeq and is a predicted model, not a curated record.
UGGGUAAAGCAAUCAGCCACUUCAGAGCUGGUUUGUAGUUGAAGGGUUUGCUGGGCUCUCAGUGCCAAGCUCUGAAAGUGGUUUGAUUCCUGUGAUUUUUGUCUUUGCUCGUGAACAACAUGAGGAGGCCUGAGCACAUUUUGUUAUGGAACUUCUUGAUGGCUGCAGUUGUCACCAUGAGUCAAGCGAGGCCUAACCUGAAGCUCAAUUCGCAGUCAGGCAGCGGUUUAAGGUCAGACUGUGCAGGGAAUCUGAUGAGACUCUCCUUAGACAAGGCUCUGGCUGAGGGGAACCAGCUUGAGGUGGAAGCCAUCAAUGGCACCCAGCACGUUGCGUUGACGCCCAGCCUGGCCGCUCAGUGUGGCUACAGCAUGGAGUCUGACCCUUGGGGCAACACCAGAAUCUACACGUCUCUGAUGGGCUGCUAUGUGGACAACAAAAAUGAUGCAACCUUUAAUGUUGCCUUGAGACUCCAAAUGUACAACCAUCAGAAUCCUUCCAAUGUGGCCACUCAUGAUGUGACCAAGACGUGCAGCUACACUCGCUGGGCCUCCAGAGAGAUUCUCUGCGACAGGAACUAUAUGGAAGUAUCACACCACAUGGCUACACCUGCUGCUGAGGCUAAGGGACAAGCUCAGGAUGUUAAAGAUGAAACCCAGAUCAACGCCAUUCCUGGUGAAUCUGAUGGAGCACAUGGUAUCUGGAAAAUGACGUUUUUCACUCCAGACCCAGUUCCGAUGGUCCUGAGGGAGGCCACCCAAGCUGGCUACACCGCCAUGACCACCACGAACCGCCUGGUCAUGCGAAGCCCUUACGAUACAGCAGAGACUUACUCUGAGGAGGUGGCUGGAGUCCCCAUGGAGGUUUUGAAAGUGAGCACUUACUACAAGACACCGCACGGUCUGAGUGUGGUGAACUUGGCAGCUGCUUGUCCCACAGGUGGCGUCCUCUUCACCGAGGAGGCCAUCUCAUGGUACGUGCCUCGUCGGGUGACGCCCCUGGUAGACGGCAACUUUAAAAUCCUAGAAAUGUUCAUGGGCAUCAACGGAGAGAGGCUGGAUAAAUCUCAGAUGGCAGCACGAGGGUACACACUAUCUGCCUCUGACUUUCACAUCGUUGUCGAGAUCCCCGUGGGAUCGCCUGAUGGUUACUACAAGAGCCAUGCCCCAGAUUACCAGUACCACAUCGCCUAUAACGUGGAGCCCAUGUUGGAGGUACUGUGGAGGGCAGAGGACACUCAAGAUGAUACCAGAUACAAGGUUUUGUUCCCCAUCACCACCCCUCUGAUGCCCAGACCGCCACAAGUCAUAGAUGCCACUGUCCCACAGGACAGGAUGUUCACUGUGCACGUGGGAACUUUUCUUCCUGAUGUGGAGCUCAGGAACAUCACCUUCUCCACUGGAGUUCUCACUGUAGAGGAAAGUAAUGCCAGAGGCUUUCCAGUGCAAGAGCACAGCUUCUCCAAUGGAUCUAAGAGCUUCUCUCUGCAAGUGCCUUUGGAAGCUGAUGUCGUCCUGAAACAUAAUCCUGAGCCCUUGGUCACGACCUACUUUCUCCCUCUGGUCUUUGGAUUUCUGACUCUGCCAGAAGAAACUCCUUUCGCCCACUCAGUGAAUUUGGAGACAUCUCUGCAGGAUGUUGUGCUUCCCACACUGUCUGGUUCUUGUGACCAGAAUGCUUUUUACAUCAGUGCGAAAUAUGGGAGUCAGGGCCCCAGUUUCCAGACCCUGGUUGGGUACCAGCAACUGAACACUGAGCAGAUGGAGACUUACAACUUUGCAGAAAACGGCACACACUUCAGCCUCGUGGUGCCCUACAGCGCCAAGGACGCAGCAUUUGAGCUACUUACCUCUGACUCAAUCAGAGCCAGACUAAAUAUUCUCUUGUGGGACCCAAACAACAACUGGGUGCUUGCUGAUCUCUACCUGUCCUGCCGUUUCCCGUUCAAAACGACUAAGUGCCACCCAAACGGCACAAUGACUGCUCUGGCUGUGAAGCUGGAAUCGGUGCCCAACCUUGAUCCGAGCAUGCUGACUCUGAAGGACCAGUCCUGCAAACCAGUUUUUAGCAACGAUCGCUUCGCUCAGUUUUCUUUCAGUGUUGAUUCCUGUAAAACCACUAGAGUGUUUUUUGACAACUACGUGCUGUAUGAAAAUGAAAUCGGCCUUUAUUACAACAACAAAGGAGCCACCUACACGUCACCAGUUGAUCCCGAUUACAGGCAAACUAUUUCCUGCUACUAUGUGGUGAAUGACACUCAGACUAUUUCCUUCAACUCUGAACCAAUACAAAACCAACCUGCUGCAGAGAUCGGAUCAGGACAACUGAUGGUGCAGAUGGGGCUCGCUGAAGAUUCAUCGUAUGAGUUGUUCUACCAAGCAGAAGAUUAUCCAGUGGUGAAAUACCUGAGACAACCUCUGUAUUUUGAGGUGGAGCUGAUGUACGCCACAGACCCGCAGCUGGAGCUCAUCCUGGAGAACUGUUGGGCCACUCUUAAAGAAGACAGGAAGUCCCUGCCCAGCUGGGACAUUAUUGUGGACAGCUGUGAGAACCGUGAUGACAACUACAUGACCGUCUUCCACCCCGUUGCAAUCAACACCCGAGUCGCCAUCCCAUCCCACGUCAAACGCUUCUCUGUGCAGAUGUUCACCUUCACUAAAGACGAAGAGGUUCUGAAAGACCAGAUCUACGUCCACUGUGAUGCAGUGAUCUGUGACGCAAACAGCGACGCAGAUGUCUCCUGCAGAGGCCAGUGUGUGACUCCUACAGGCAUGAAGCCCAACAGACAACAAGGGGUUAAGAGAGCACAAAGAAGCACAAAAUCAAGCAACCAAAGGCAGCUCUCUUCUGGACCAAUUCUCUUAACCACUCAGUCAAACCUUUAAAUAAAAAUCUCUUAACAUUAAAACCCA